Molecule: messenger RNA, 1776 nt
Organism: Zasmidium cellare ATCC 36951
Lineage: Eukaryota; Fungi; Ascomycota; Dothideomycetes; Mycosphaerellales; Mycosphaerellaceae
Product: multicopper oxidase
Exons: 6
Coding region: 1-1776 (591 amino acids)
Molecular function (GO): copper ion binding; oxidoreductase activity
Source: RefSeq, a predicted model, not a curated record
AUGUCAAUACUUUCUUUUCUUCUUGGGGCCAACAGCUUGGUCUCUGGCGUCUCGCAGCAACUGAGCAAUGGUGCAAGCCAACUGGGCACGCUCAAUGCUCCAAGACUACCAUCCUAUCUCGGCGGCGAUUCGAAUGCCCCAAGCCCAUAUCCCAACAACAGCGGUCAAGAUCCAUACAACAACGCGCCUGACACUGGGGUGGUCAGGAAAUACGAAUGGGAGAUCUCGAGAGGAUGUCUAGCUCCGGAUGGCUUCCUCAAGUGCGGCAUCUUCAUCAACGGCGGCUAUCCAGGACCACUUCUCGAAGCAAACUGGGGAGAUACCUUUCAAGUCACGAUCCACAACAAUAUCACUGGUCCUGAGGAAGGCACUUCACUGCAUUGGCAUGGCCUUAACCAGAAGGGGACUCCCUGGUUUGACGGCGUACCAGGAGCUUCGCAGUGCCCGAUCGCCCCUGGAUCCUCGUUCACCUACACCUUCAAGGCUGAUCAAUAUGGUUCGAGCUGGUAUCACGCCCACUUCAGCGCUCAAUACACGGAUGGCGUCUUUGGUCCGAUUGUCAUCUAUGGACCGAUACACGAACAAUAUGACAUCGACAUUGGGCCAGUGUUGCUGAACGAUUACUACCAUACGCCGUACUACCAGAAUGUGCAAGCCUCGAUCGGGAAGCGCUUUACGCCGAGCUCAGACAACAACUUCAUCAACGGCAAGAUGCCAUUCGACUGCUCACAGGCCGGUGGACAACAAUGCACUCCCAACGCUGGCGUGUCGAAGUUUAGGUUCAGAUCUGGAGCGAAACAUCGACUUCGGCUCAUCAACAGCGGCGCAGAAGGGUUGCAAAAGUUCACGAUCGACGGACACAAGAUAACGAUAAUCGCCAAUGAUUUCGUCGAGGUCAAGCCAUAUCAAGUGGACGUCGUAACUCUGGCAGUAGGCCAACGAGCAGACAUCAUCGUGGAAGGGACAGGGAACCCAGGCGACUCGUUUUGGAUGCGCAGCGAUAUCAGCAAGUUCUGCAGCUUCACCAAUCAGCCGCACGCCCUUGCGGCGAUCUACUACGAAGAUGCGGAUACAUCUUCCACGCCUCAAUCGACUGCCACGCCCUAUCAAGACAACAACUGUGCCAACGAUGCACUGCAACUGACAGAGCCGUUGUUUCAGCGGGCACCGCCUUCUCAGCCUUCCAUCACUACCCAUAUUGAUAUGGAGUUUCAGCCGAAUGCCACUGGUCAGAUGGUGUGGAUGAUGAACAAUCAGUCCUUCAGGGCAGAUUACAACCAACCAAUCCUUCUCCUCGCCAACGCCGGCAACACUUCGUACCCUGAUCAGCCAGAAUGGAAUGUCUACAACUACGGCAACGCGGUAUCAGUCCGCCUCAUCCUCACCAGCAUCGCCCCCCUCCACCACCCAAUGCAUCUCCACGGCCACAACUUCUGGGUCCUCGCCGAAGGAUACGGAGAGUGGGAUGGGACGAUUGUCCGACCUGAGAAUCCGCAAUACCGUGAUACACAUCAGAUGGAGCGAGGGGAUCCGACGAAGGGUCCGGCCGGACAAUCAUACAUCGUGAUCGAGUGGCUGGCGGAUAAUCCUGGCGUAUGGCCGAUGCAUUGCCAUAUUGCGUGGCACUUGAGCAGUGGGAUGUACAUCAACGUGAUGGAACAUCCCGAUGAGAUCCAGAACAAUAUGCAAGUGCCGGACGUCAUGGCGCAGACUUGUCGAGAUUGGUGGCAGUUUAGCGGCAGUAACGUUGUCGAUCAGAUUGAUUCGGGUGUUUGA